Messenger RNA from Fusarium fujikuroi IMI 58289, 564 nucleotides. RefSeq lists its product as uncharacterized. The transcript has a single exon. The coding region runs from base 1 to 564 and encodes 187 amino acids. NCBI's taxonomy places the organism in Eukaryota, Fungi, Ascomycota, Sordariomycetes, Hypocreales, Nectriaceae. The record is from RefSeq and is a predicted model, not a curated record.
AUGGGUUGCGGUCCAAGUUCUCCCUCCAAAAGUCAAGGCGAGUCUUCUCAUACAAACUUCGAAAUGCACAACCUCAACCCUCUGAGUUACACCCCCGAGACAGCAGAGAACGAAAUCCGCAGUUCCGUCGUCGUAACAGUCCACUUUGUGGCUCAUACUAUCGUCGAAGGUGGUGGAAACCAUUGGGUUAUUUCCUUACAAACUGCUCCGCGAAAAUCAAUUCGUUUAGAAAUCGUGCCUGGCGCGUAUCCCGGUCGCGUAGGUUUCCUCGGUCGUCUCGAUAUCAUCCGACAUCCCUAUGGCAUCACACGUCACUCGAACAAGACGGUGAGCAUACCUGCGCAGCCUGGCCACACUGUAGGCCAUUUCUUGGAUGCAAUCGUUGGAGCAGAUAAUCACCGCUAUGAAUUUACCCAGUCAGGGAGGGGCUGCGGUGGUUGGGUUCGAGACCAAUUUUAUCUUUUUGUACAACGCGGAUUGCUUCCUCCUGGAUGGGAGGCCGAAUUUGAGGCUGCAAUUAAUGUUUUUGGGUGCAAAAUGAGUCUCGUGGACCUUGGCCGUUGA